Messenger RNA from Mitosporidium daphniae, 1353 nucleotides. RefSeq lists its product as uncharacterized. The transcript has a single exon. NCBI's taxonomy places the organism in Eukaryota, Fungi, Microsporidia. Gene Ontology annotation, molecular function: metal ion binding; poly(A) binding. The record is from RefSeq and is a predicted model, not a curated record. Gene Ontology annotation, cellular component: nucleus; cytoplasm. Gene Ontology annotation, biological process: regulation of mRNA stability. The coding region runs from base 1 to 1353 and encodes 450 amino acids.
AUGAGCCAGAUGUCCAUGGCCACAGGCAAUGCUGGUGAGCAGAAGCGCUCGUCCAUUCUGCAAAAGCUGCAGGAGAUGCAUGUGGCAUCUACUGAUGCAGAGAUGCUCACAGAAUAUAUCCUUGUUCUUAUUGCUUCCAGAAAAUCAUCGCAAGAGAUGACUGCAGAGCUAGCGGUAUUUUUGGAGGGCGGGAACAGCGCUGCAGAAAAGCUGGUUUCGUGGCUAACACCGGCUGGGCAGUCUAUGGACAUGGAGCAGGGAAUCUCAGAUGGUGCGAUUCAGAGCCGAGUAGAGGGCACUUCCAAUAAGCAGCCAGGGGAAUUUUCUCAAAAGGAUCACUCAAACUAUCACCAUCGCGAACGAAAUCGCAGUGAUCGUAGGGAAGGCUCUCGCGAAAAGGCAUAUCGUCGCAGAGAAUCGCCUCCGGAGCGAUACAGAGGCAGAUGGGAUGGUCCAACAGAAAGACUUCGUUCCCGGUCCAAAAAUGUCUCGUUCACUGUUUCUUUGGAUAACGGCCCCUCUUCAUCCUCCUCCGCCCCUUAUCGUCGUUCUUCACAUGCAAGACAACGCAGCCGAUCUAUUGAUCGGCACGAAGAUACACGGCGAAUUCGACGAGACCAGUCCCUGCCGAAAUCGAAAAAGUUUUCCGUCAUCUCCGAUGAAACCGCCGAAGCCGACAGUUGUUCUGCGACUCUUUUCAAGAAAUCGAUUCCUUGUCUCUAUUAUCCAAAGUGCAACCUUGGGGACGCGUGCCCCUAUUCCCAUGAUGACUCCCUCGCCAAAAAAAGAGAGGACGGCACAUCUGCCGAUCCAUCUGUUCAAAUAAAGUCCGCAAUGCCAUGCAGAUUUGAUCAUCUUUGCAAGAACGUCGCCUGUCCAUAUGUGCAUUCAUCGCCGGCGGCGCUGAGUGUUUCCACGCGAGGCCAAUCUGGAGCAUCUACAGAAAUCUGCCGGUACUAUCCGUGGUGUGGCCGCGGCGACGCCUGUGCAUAUGCCCACCCAGCUAUUCCGACAAUACCUACGCCACAUCAUCCCUUGACCCCUCAAAACAGACCCGCCGUGCCCUGUAGGUAUGGUCCUAUUUGUGCCCGAGUUGAUUGCAUUUUUCUGCACCCCACUUCGGAUGCCCCGUCAACACCGUGCCGCUUUGGAUCUGUUUGUGCUCGGCCCUUUUGCAUGCAACGACACGAUGAUGCAAUGCCCCCCUCUUCGGCUCCCCUGAUUUCAAUGGAUACCAUUGAUAAGAAGCAGGCACCGUCUGGAGAGAGAUUUUCUUCUGCCAGCCAAGUAACAAUGACAUCGCCUCCGGGCUCGCCAUUUCUCUUGGCCCUCUCAGAUGGCGGUGAAUUAUGA